AUGAAAAUAGCUCAGAGCAGACAAAAAGGUUAUGUUGAUGUUAGGUGUAAAGACUUAGAGUUUAAAGAUGACAACAAAGUAUUCUUGAAGAUGGCUCCCAUGAAAGGUGUUCUAAGGUUUGGAAGAAAGGGGAAGCUAGCAUGGUUUAUUGGGCCUUUCGAGAUCUUGGAGCGAACUGGCCCCGUAGCAUAUCGGUUAGCAAUGCCACCAUCUUUCUUCGCGGUUCAUAAUGUUUUUAAUGUCUCCAUGUUAAGAAAGUAUGUAGUAGAUCAGUCUCAUGUAGUAGGUUAUGAGCCAUCACAGUCGAAUGAGAACUUAAUUUAUGAGGAGAGGCCUACUCGAAUUCUCACCAGAGAGGUGAAGACUUUAUGCAACAUGGAUAUAGCACUUGUGAAGGUUUUAUGA
Messenger RNA from Benincasa hispida (wax gourd), 405 nucleotides. NCBI's taxonomy places the organism in Eukaryota, Viridiplantae, Streptophyta, Magnoliopsida, Cucurbitales, Cucurbitaceae. The record is from RefSeq and is a predicted model, not a curated record.